AUGGCGAUGAUGAUGACUGGCCGUGUGCUGCUGGUGUGUGCCCUCUGCGUGCUGUGGUGCGGUACUUCUGGAGCUGCUGCUGAUGGAGAUGUUGUUGUUUCUGGUGGGGACGACAACAGUCUGAAAGAAUUAUUUAUUCCAGUUGCGAGAUUGCAGGAAAGAGAAGAAAAAAGAGCAGCAGGAGCAGCAGAAACAGCAGUCGCAAAAGCAACAGCAGAAGCAGCAGCAAAGGCAAAAGCAGCAGCAACAGAAACAGCAACAGCAGCAACAGCAGCAGCAGAGGCAGCAGCAAAAGCAAAAACAUCAGCAGAAACAGCAGAAACAGCAGCGACAAAAGUAACAGGAGUAGCGGAAGCAGAAGCAAAAGCAGCAGCAGCAUCAGAAGCAGCAAAAGCAGCAGCCAAAAAAGCAACAGCAGCAGCGGAAGCAGCAACAAAGGCAAAAGCAGCAGCAGAAAAAGCAGCAGAAGAAGCAGCAACAGCGGCAGCAGCAGAAACAGUAACAGCAACAGCAGCAGCGGCAGCAGAAGCAGCAACAGCAGCAGCAGCGACACAAGAAGCAGCAACAGAAGCAGCAGAAGCAGCAAAAGCAGCAGCAGCAGCAAAAGGAGCAGCAGAGGAAGCAAAAGAAGCAGCAAAGAAAGCAGCAGAAGAAGCAAAAGCAAAAGCAAAAGAAGCAGCAGAAGCAGAAGCAGAAAAAGCGGCAGCAGCGACACAAGAAGCAGCAAAAGCAACAGCAGCAGCGGAAGCAGCAGCAGCGGCAGCAGCAGUGGCAGCAGCAGAAGCAGCAAAGGCAACAGAAGCAGCAAAAGCAGAAGCAAAGAAAGCAGCAGCAGCGACACAAGAAGCAGCAAAAGCAACAGCAGCAGCAAAAGAAGAAGCCGAAAAAGCAGCAGAAACAGCAGCAGAGGCAGCAGAGGCAGCAGAGGAAGCAGCAGCAGCGGAAUCACUGCGAGGUACAACAGUCGGAGAAGAAGCAAAAACAGCAACACAUGAUCAGGAUAAUUCAGUCGAACACCAUUCUGAAGAAAAACAAGAGCUUCUACAAGAACACGAACCGGAACGACAAGAAAAAGAACAGCAUGAAAAGCAGCAACACCAACAGCGUGAACAUUCCGCAGGAAAUGGCGAAGAAUCCCCGAAAGAAAAAACUGCUAAUGGUACAAAUGCAACUGCAAUUAAGGACGACAGUGACGGCAGCACCGCGGUCUCCCACACCACCUCCUUUCUUCUGCUUCUUCUUGUUGCGUGUGCGGCUGCUGCUGCGGUGGUGGCCGCGUGA
Trypanosoma cruzi is the source of this 1281-nucleotide messenger RNA. RefSeq names its product mucin-associated surface protein (MASP), putative. Lineage: Eukaryota; Euglenozoa; Kinetoplastea; Trypanosomatida; Trypanosomatidae. The record is from RefSeq and is a predicted model, not a curated record. Bases 1 to 1281 code for a protein of 426 amino acids. The transcript has a single exon. Gene Ontology annotation, biological process: signal transduction. Gene Ontology annotation, cellular component: membrane.